UGGAAUCAUUUGUUCGGGUACGUAUGGAGCUAAGCCAAAUGCAACAGCACGUUGGUGCAGUACUGAACUGCUUGGAAUUACAGUGCAGUGCUACUCAAAUGCUGAAGUUGGAUCCAAGGAAUCUGCAGACAGAAAAGAAUAAGACCGAAGAGUAGGAAAGUAAAUUGCAGAAUAACCGGGAGGUUUGCGGCAUCAGGAGGAUUUGUUUCCAUUUUUAUUUUCGGCGUUUUACAAAACAAAAAAGCAAUGCCCCUGGGGACUGUAGCUGUCUCCAUCUGUCUAUUGCUGUGCACAGGGGCACAUGGACAGUGGGGUUGGUGGUCCCGGCUGUGGGGGACAGACAAAACCACGGCAACACCCGGCACAACGACCCCGGUGAGCACACAAUCACCCAGCAAUGACCGGCUGCCAGGAGACACGAUGAGCCAAGGACUCCAGUCCACAUCAGCUGCCAAAUCGGCUGAUGCCACCCAAUCCCUGAGUCCACCUCGCCAAGAGCACUCGGCCCGAGUGUCCUCAACAGCAAGGAACUCUUCAGCUGCAGAACUGACUGAAACCAAAAGUGUUGGCCAGCUUCAGGAAAGGAAUCUGACAGAGAGAGGAUCCAACGAUCACAUUGACUUAACGGGCCUGAUUGGAGUCCCUUUACCACCGUCAGUUGCAUUCAUCACGGGAUAUGAAGGCUUUCCAGCAUACAGUUUCGGGCCGGGUGCAAACAUUGGUCGGCUGACGAGGACUAUGGUGCCUCAGUCUUUCUACAGGGACUUUGCUAUCCUGGUGACCAUCAAGCCAGCCAGUGACAAUGGUGGGGUGCUGUUUGCCAUUACAAAUUCCUACCAGAAUAUUAUUUACUUGGGAGUGAAACUGACUGCAGUCUGGAACAACAGCCAACAGAUUGCGCUUUUUUACACGGAAUCGGGUUCUCAAACUUCCCAUGAGGUCGUCUCAUUUGAAGUGCCACCAAUGACAAACAAAUGGACUCGGUUUGCUUUAUCCAUUGAGGACGAUCUUGUCACGUUGUACUUGGACUGUGAUGAAUACCAGCAGAGCCACUUCACACGGUCACAUCGGGCAUUACAUUUUGAGCCAAGCUCUGGAAUUUUCAUUGGGAAUGCUGGAGCUUCAGGGUUGAGCAAGUUUAUAGGAUCCAUCCAAGAACUUACAAUUAAAUCAGACCCUCGGGCAAGCGAAGAGCAAUGUUAUGAGGCUGAGCCUGACGGACCUUCUGGCGAUGUUAGUGGUGAUGGUAGUGGUCAAUAUAUUCCUCAGGAGCAUGCAGGCAUUAAACCCCAAAUUCAGCACAUCACUCCAAGCCCUGUCAUCGAUCAACAUUUACACAGUGAGCCAGUCAAAGAGCCCCCCACUGAAACAUCAGUUACUGAAGAGAUCGAGGGUUCCUCAGGACAGCAAGAAACUAUGACCCAGGAUGUGACAACAUUGGGCAUCUCUGGAGAGAUGCCACCUUAUCAAGAGAGAGCAGACUUUGAAGUAAAAAUAACAACCGGGUCUCCUGCCCUAAGAGGCACAAAGGAUGAUGACAGCCUGCCAGGACCUAGAGGAGAAGCUGGAUCUGGAAGUGGAGUCCUUUACAGUGAGAAAGGUGCAAAGGGUGACAAAGGUGAUCCAGGAAGUAAGGGCGAAGAUGGACUGGGAUCGAUUGGAUUUAAGGGUGACAAAGGUGAACCUGGAAUGACUGGCCCACCUGGACCGCCCAUAGUGAACCAAGUUAACCCUGCAGAGCCUGGGCGACCAGGACCAAGAGGCUCACCAGGACCUCCUGGAAAAGAUGGUCAACCUGGUGUGCCAGGAAAAGAUGGACUGCCUGGUCAACCAGGACCUCAAGGAUUUGAAGGAACAAAAGGUGAUCAAGGUCCCAAAGGAGAGAAGGGCGACCCAGGGCUCUCCGGUUUACCAGGUCCUCCUGGUCCACCUGGUCCUCCUGGUCCAUCUGGCUGGAAACACAGACCUAGUAUCUUUGGUACAGAAGGAUCUGGUUUCGAUGAUACUGAUGAUGACCUGGAGAUAAUGAGGGGUCUACCCGGACCUCCAGGCCCUCCAGGAUUGCCUGGGCCACCAGGUCUCCCAGCUCAAUCAGAGGUACUGAAUCCAAGCAUUGUCGGCUCCCCAGGACCACAAGGUCCCCCUGGUCACCCUGGACAGGACGGUAAAUCAGGUGAACCGGGUCCAAGGGGACCACCAGGAGUGGAUGGAACUCUUGGUGAAUCAGGGACAAAGGGACAAAAGGGUGAUCAAGGACAAAUUGGGUUGCCAGGUCUUCAGGGAGCAAAGGGAGAUGUUGGAGAUAAUGGAUUGCCAGGGCCUCCAGGACCCCCAGGUCAGCCGGGAAAGCCAGGACCCCAAGGUCCACCUGGCCUUCCAGGACCUCCUGGGCCACCCAUCAGCGGCGGAUAUAACUUUGGAUUUGAGGAUAUGGAAAGUUCUGGAGCUUUUGGACUACCUGGAAUACCAGGAAAACCUGGACCCCCAGGACUGCCAGGAAUCCCAGGUUUAAAGGGUGAACCUGGUUCUCCGGGCGAAAAAGGACUUCCAGGUAUCCAAGGCGAACCUGGACCCAUUGGGCAAGCUGGAUUACCAGGACCUGUGGGAGCAAGAGGUGAGAAAGGAGAACAAGGACUUAAGGGUGAACGUGGUGAAGAUGCUGUUGGUAAGCCAGGCCCUCCAGGCCCUCCUGGUCCUGUUGUGUUACUACAUGAGUUACUGGUGAAUGACACUGAAGGACGUCUCAAUUUGAAUGGAAUCCAACUACUACCUGGAUUGCCUGGAACAGAAGGUAUUCCUGGUCAAGCUGGAUUUCCUGGUCCUAGAGGACCUAAAGGUGACCUUGGAAUACCAGGUUUUCCAGGAAUUAAGGGUGAAAAGGGUGAGCCUGGAGCUGUUGUUGGUGCAGAUGGAUCUCUGAUGGCCACACGUUCAAAAGGCCAAAAGGGUGAACCGGGUCCACAGGGACCUCCUGGACCUCAGGGUCCGCUGGGACUUCGAGGACCUAAAGGUGAAUUUGGCCUUCCUGGUAGACAUGGUCGUCCAGGAAUAAAUGGCAGAAAGGGUCAGAAAGGUGAACCUGCAGCAACGCCCUUGAGUCCUGCUGGAUUGCCAGGACUUCCCGGACCUCCAGGACCUCCUGGGCCUCCUGGUCGAAUCCUCAACAUAAAAGGGACAGUUUUUCCAGUUCCUCCCAGACCUCACUGCAAAACGCCUAUAAAUGGUCAUUUGAAUCAGCAAGUGGAUUAUAAUUUCCUGGGGCUGAAGGGAGAGAAAGGUUCUUUCGGAUUAUUUGGACCAGUUGGCAGUAAAGGUGAAAAGGGGGAGCAGGGUACCCCAGGAUUGCCAGGUCCUUAUUCAGCCUACCCUGGCCUUAAAGGUGAGAAAGGCGAUACUGGUGCGAUGGGUCAGAAAGGAGAAAAGGGAGAAUCAAGUGGUGGGUUUUUCCUGUCACAUUUGCCUGGGCCACCAGGACCCAUUGGACCUCAUGGGAGACCCGGACCAGUGGGACCUAAGGGUGAAUCUGUUGUAGGACCAAUGGGGCCACCAGGCCUACCUGGCCCUCCAGGAUCUCCAGGUUAUGGGAUUAUGGGUCCUCGAGGACGCCCAGGGCCCCCAGGACCUCCAGGAAUUCCAGGAGUCUUUGGAUCAGCUGUGGCACUACCUGGACCUCCAGGACCUCCAGGACCACCAGGACAAGGGGGCAGUAGCAGUGCUGUGAAAGUGUUCAACAACAUGGAGCUUAUGCAUAAAUCAACCCAUUUAGUGACUGAAGGCUCCUUAGGCUAUAUUAACAACAGCGGGGACCUUUACAUUCGAGUUUACAAUGGCUGGAGAAAGCUUCAGCUUGGCGAUCUGAUACCUGCUCCUGCUGAUGAACCAUAUCGUUCAACUAACUUGAUCUCAGCAUCAAACUCGUUCUCAGUCAUAAAUGAUCAGAAGCCAGCGUUACACUUGGUUGCUUUAAACACGCCCCAAUCUGGCAACAUGCGGGGUAUUCGUGGCGCGGACUUCCAGUGCUUCCAGCAAGCUCGAGCAAUGGGCUCAGUUUCAACAUACCGAGCUUUCCUAUCUUCUCAGCUCCAAGAUUUAUACACAAUAGUGAGGAAAGCUGACAGACAAAACAUGCCCAUUGUCAACCUAAAGGGGGAAGUGCUUUUUGAUAGUUGGGAGUCCAUCUUUAAAAGCCAGGCUACUUUCAACACAGACGUUCCUAUUUAUUCGUUUGACGGUAGAAACGUCAUGAAAGAUUCUUCCUGGCCACACAAAAUAAUAUGGCAUGGGUCCAGUGAACGAGGCGGCCGAGUAACAAACUACUGUAGUGCGUGGCGCUCAACAGACCUGACCCUCACUGGCAAGGCAUCACCACUUACAAGAGGCAAGCUCCUGGAUCAGCACACAUAUAACUGUGCAAAUAACUUCAUCGUUCUUUGCAUUGAGAACAGCUACUUCUAUGACCACAGGAGAAGAAAAUAGCAACUUAUGACCACACAUGAAAAAGUCUGGAAUUACAUUGCAUCUACAGUUUCAUCACAAAACCAGUAAAGAGUGGCACACUGUUAGAUUCUAUAAAUAUGUUAAAUAGGGGACCAUGUAAAUAUCUUUUUCUGAUGGGACUAUCAAAUUACAGGAAGCCAAAGAUGACAUACCUCAAAUCUUUAUGGGCUUUUUCUUAAAAAAAAAAUCAAACUAUGUAUUUGUUCUGAAGAACUUGUCUCGUGCAGUUCCACACAUGCUUGUUGAUAUUUUGGUGCUAGUUACAAAUAAAUUUAAGUGACACUGCUAUUAAGGUAACCUUAUUUAUAAGUGUGAUUGAUUCAACUGUGCAUAUUUCGAAAGAAAAGUCAAGUUGGAAUAAUGGGUUAAAAGUGGGUUAAGGCAUCCUUCCACUGCUCAACACUAAGUGUCUGUUAGGUAAUCAGGAUUUUUCACUCAAAACGAGAAUGCACUGCGAUGGCAUUUCACUGGAAAUGCUCACCUUUGAAUCCAGCCUCAGUAAUGAAGGAAAUUAAUUUUUUUUCCAAACACUGCAAAAAGGACAGAAAUCUUUUUUCUCUUGUGCAAUUUGUUGUCACUCUGUAGAAAAAUGCAGUGCACAAACUGUUAACAUGAUGUAUAAUGGAAAUCCAUGCAUUUUUAUGACUAAACCCUGCGUAAUGGUUUUGUAUUAAUGUACAUUUAACAGUGCUGUUUUUCUUUAUCUGAGAGCUUUUUAACAUCUUUGUCAAAUGUUUCUGAGAACAAUAUUAUUCAAUAGUAACAACCUUGUAUUUAUUGCUUCUACAAGUCAAUACUGUACAGAGCCAGUUUUGCCAAAAUGCGAACAGGCAGGCAGAGAGUCUGAGAUGCUGCUUGGCCUGCUAUGUUCAUCCAGCUUCACACUUUGUUAUCUGAGUCUCAGCUGCCAGCUUUGAGUAUCAAGUCACCAGCAACUUUUUUUCAGCCCUGGCUUUCUGGGGAUUUUUUUAAUCUGACGGGAGGGGCUUUCCCACUAGUAGCUGACCGUUGCAAAAACCAGUCUACUUGUUUAAUUUUUUUUUGUUAUUAGAGUAAUUCUGCAAUUCAGUAGAUUAAAACAUUUCCUUUAUUUCUGUGAAACAAUGGUGGUAAGAUACAAUUAACAGUUAUAGAUUGCAGAUUCAUAUUUAUAAAGUUCAAAGUUUAGAAAUGGCAGCUUCUCAGCAUAAUCACGUCCACUGCAGGUUUAAUCAAUUUACACUCAAGAUUCAGUCCAUUUUACUUUCAGUUAGCCCAUUUACAGUGCAGGCUUUGUCCAUAUACAGUUCAGAUUUAGUUCAUUUACACUGAAGCUUUAAUCCUUUUCAAGUACAGGAAAAAAGUCUUUAAGGUGCACAUGUAGUCAUUUAUCAGUGUACAUUUUGUUCGUGGAUACUACAGGUUUACUCCAUUUUUAGUGCAAAUGUAGUCCAUUUGCAGUCAAGAUUGAAUACAUUUACCAUGCAGAAUUAGUUAAUUUAUACUCUAAAUUUAGUCCACGUAGACAGCAGGUUAAUUCCACUCAAUAGAAUUCAGCUAUCAUAUUGGUGAAAUCAGUCGACAACUUUUUAAUAUAUGAACCAAAUGUCUAAAUCAGAUUGUAUUGAGAUGAAGGAUGUUUCACGUGCUGAAUAAACUCAAUACAUUUUUUGUA
Stegostoma tigrinum is the source of this 6151-nucleotide messenger RNA. RefSeq names its product collagen alpha-1(XV) chain-like. The coding region runs from base 247 to 4476 and encodes 1409 amino acids. The transcript is spliced from 42 exons. Lineage: Eukaryota; Metazoa; Chordata; Chondrichthyes; Orectolobiformes; Stegostomatidae. The record is from RefSeq and is a predicted model, not a curated record. Gene Ontology annotation, cellular component: basement membrane.